CGCUUUUCGGGAAAGAACCCCAGCGCCGAGAGGAAGAGGAGGGAUCUCGUCGACACGCCGUCGGGAACGCGUCCCCCGUUCCCUCGCCGCUGCCCCGACACGGUGCCGUUCUCGCCCGAAUCGGCGAAUCCCUCCCACCGCUUCGCCUAUAAAUCUCCCCCUCUGUGGCCCUGAUCCUCCCGUACAACAGUGCCCAGUGCCCACCGCGGCAGAUCUUCGACGCCUCCGAGGGCGAUGGAGGAGGACGGCGGCUCCGGCAGCGAUAGCAUGGAGUUCGUCGCGGGAGCGGAGACUAGCGCUGGCGCAGGCACAAACGCCGGCAGGAACCGCGGCGUGGGUGCAGGGACCAGCGUAGGCGGUGGCGGCGGCACGAAGCUGCCGCAUGUGCUGCAAAAGAGUUUCGGCGAGGUGCAAGGGAUUCUGGAGCACAACCGCGUCCUGAUUCAGGAGAUCAGCCAGAACCAGGAGACGCGCGACGCGGACGGUCUCAGCCGCAACGUGGCGCUAAUCCGGGAGCUCAACACUAAUAUCGCCCGCGUCGUGGACCUCUACGGCGACAUGUCAGGGUCCUUCGCCCGCGCCGUCGCCGCCAAGAAAGACGCCGCAGGCGACAAGUCGGGCCCUAAGAGGCCCCGCUCCGCCGGCGCUGGAGGGCAGCAGCAGUAGAGCCGGCGUCUUAUCCAGUUAAUCCAUCAGAGGAGGCUCCGUCGUGAUUGACGGCGGGGGUCAGGAAACUUCGGGGUUGGGGUGGGUGCACUGCAUUGGAAACCUCCUCUUUUUUUUUCUCCGUCCGGUGAAAGGUGACUUGAAUGAUGUACUGCUGGAUUAACUAGUUUGGUGUUGAGAAUUGAGAUGGACAUGGCGUGGACACCUUCUUGUUGUCAGUCGGUGUUGAUUGCUGAAUCAAAGAUGCAGCU
Zea mays is the source of this 917-nucleotide messenger RNA. RefSeq lists its product as uncharacterized. Bases 235 to 666 code for a protein of 143 amino acids. Lineage: Eukaryota; Viridiplantae; Streptophyta; Magnoliopsida; Poales; Poaceae. The record is from RefSeq and is marked validated. Gene Ontology annotation, biological process: positive regulation of circadian rhythm; entrainment of circadian clock. The transcript is spliced from 2 exons.